Messenger RNA from Durotheca rogersii, 979 nucleotides. RefSeq lists its product as uncharacterized. The record is from RefSeq and is a predicted model, not a curated record. The transcript has a single exon. Bases 152 to 760 code for a protein of 202 amino acids. NCBI's taxonomy places the organism in Eukaryota, Fungi, Ascomycota, Sordariomycetes, Xylariales, Xylariaceae.
CUAGACAGCGAUCGACGCCCGCCUCUCCUUCCCUCUUGCUCCUCGCCUCCAGCCAGUCUGCCAGGUCGCGGUAUCGUUUGCCGUCCGGAUCCCAUCGGUGGGCCGGGUUGGGAUUCGACAGGCGUAGGCCACAGACAGUGUACAUAGUGCGAUGCGUGCGACUGCGGCGUGGUAUCAGGAGCGUCGUCGUCGGGGAUUGGCUGGAGCGGGAGGGGAGCACGUCCCUAUCAGUGACAUCCACGCUGAUGACCGAGGCCAGCUACCUAUCAUCUCACUAAGCCCCCAUCCUCACCACGGCCAAGCAAUCGCAAAUACUUGGGCAUUGUCAUCCUCCUCCGCCCUCUCCCGCUCACCCUCCCACCUACACAGUCUGCCCCCUUGCCCUUCGGCACUUGUCCAUACUCGGUGCCUCGACGAUGGUAGUGGAGACGCCUUAUUUCCGGGAUCGCCGCAACUAAGAGCGCUAGGGCUGAGAGUCUCUCUGGGAGAAUCUCGGAGAGAAGAAGAGAGAGGGGAGAGGGGGGACCUUCUAUGCGUUAAUUCUAGCGGUCAACACGUCCGAGGGGAGUCGAGGAGGUAUAUCACGGUGGUAUCUAGAGGAGAAAGAGGAUAUUGUCGAGAGCUAGAUAUGGAAGCUGCUCCCGAUCUUACUGUUACCGGGGUGCUGCUAUGUAGUUGCUAUGUGCAUAUAUCUAUCAGUCGAGCAUACGCAUUUCCAUCCCGUAUGCACGUAUACCGUACCGAACGCCCUAAAGCGUAGGAUUGACCCUGCUCGCAUUCUUAUGCAUAAGAACAGCCCGAGGGCGUCGGGAAUACCAAGCGAAGGCGUAGGGGAGGUGGUCUGGGUGGUUUUGUGUGAUCCUAUCCUGCGCCUACCGCUGCCUAGGACCCAAAUGUGACAGCGGCAGUGAGUUUGGUAUUGGCCGAAUAUGGCUCCUCCCAGCACCCAUCCCAUCCGGGCCGGCGUUGGGAAGGGUUU